AUGGUGCUAUCUCUGUAUCUCCCAUUACUGCAUCUCCUGUAUCUGGAUUCCCCGUUGAUCCUCCAAGCAACCCGAGGCCAGCUCUUCCAAUACCCCUCCAGCAACACCUGCGCAUACAUCACUGCAAGCAGCUCGCAAGGCAUCAACGUUCCGGCAUGUUCCUUUACGACCUGCCCAAACGCGUUCAUCGCUACCGUCAUCGCCCCUUCGUCCAGCGGAUGCACACGCCCGCACGCCUUCGACCGCAUCGUCGCUCUCGCGGCCACUGGAAAUACCCUCACACACAAACCUACCGAGUCGGGUCUCUUCAGGAAGAUCGUCACCAACGAUUGGCCUGGCUUCCAGCCAAAGGGCGUAUAUCGACCACGUACCGACGAGCUUGUAGAGGCACGCAAGACCCACUUGGAUGUUGACCGGAUCGAGCGCACGCGGCUUGAGCGUCGGCUGGAGAAGUUGAUCAACCUGCACUUCCCCUCUGAGCAGAAAUCGAAGGAGAAGACCCAAGAAUCUGAGCAUCCUUCGCGACCCAACAAGCGGCUAUCGUCUAUAUUCGAGAUGGACUUUUCCGAGUUAAGGAGUAAGAACGCUAGCGAUCUCUGGCGCAACGUCGUCCAAUCCCAGGCGCAGCCCGCAGGAAAGAAUGACAUACGGAUCAUUUGUUCGCUGCCCGUUAAAUAUCCACAGCGUCCCCAGACGUGUUCCCUCCUCUUCGUUGCGGAUCCGAAAACUGGCCGGAUAGAAGAGGUAGACGAAGGCGUCGACUAUGGCGUCCGACGGAGAACUACCUCCUCGUCACAGGCAAUGGGCAGAGGUAGUGGUGACGGUUUCAGCGAGGAAGAGAAGUUCUUGAAAGGCGUCCGAAUAUGCCGAGACUGCCGGCCAGUUCUCCUACGGCACCAGCACAAGCGCGAAGUACACAGCGCGCCGAUUUUCAUCAAGCUCUAUGACGCAUUCAUCAACCUUGAGCGAGAGAUCGAGGAUGCGCUGCCCCAGUUCCAAGAGCUCAUGAUCAGCCUCAAUAAGCAAGAACGACCGACGCCAGAGGCUUCCGCCGCCCGAAAACGGUUGCUGGAGGCUUUCGGCCAGUAUGACAUUCUUGCCAAACGAAUACGAAGACUUCCCUGCCCAGGGGGACCCGGUUCUUCUCAGGAUCGUAUGCAGGCUGCCAUCUUGACGCGUGCCAACAUGUUCUUGCAGAAACAUAUGUUCCCGUUACAGUCCUUGCCCAAGCCCAAGGGCAGUAUCAAUUCGUCCCAAGAUGCUAAGCAAGAGGACCAACCUAUGGGCGUCGAUCCUGAUUCGGAAGCUGCUCGAGUUCUUCAACCUUUACUGGAACAAGAGGCAUUGCUCGAGACCUUUGUGGAGGAGGCCAAGGCUCACAGGAAAUUUGAAGAUGUGCAGACCUUGAAAGCGAACCUUAAGGAGGUUAGAACUGAGAUUAACAGGAUUGUCGCCAACGCACACGCCGGCAUGGGUAGUGAGUCUCAUGCAAAAGGACGGACUAUCAAGGUUAUUACGAAGUAG
Molecule: messenger RNA, 1524 nt
Organism: Postia placenta MAD-698-R-SB12
Lineage: Eukaryota; Fungi; Basidiomycota; Agaricomycetes; Polyporales; Adustoporiaceae
Exons: 8
Coding region: 1-1524 (507 amino acids)
Source: RefSeq, a predicted model, not a curated record